AUGUCUCUCUCGAUACCUAAUGCCCCCAACGCCGGCUUGUUCAAGCAAGGCUACCAAAACUACGACGCCGAAGAUGGCGCUGUUAUUCGCAACAUCGAUGCCUGUCGGACGAUUGCCCAGACGGUCCAGACUUCUCUGGGUCCCUAUGGCCGCAACAAGAUUGUUAUCAACCACCUGCAAAAGAUGAUCCUUACCUCGGAUGCGGCAACCAUAUUGCGCGAACUCGAGGUCGUACACCCCGCGGCCAAGUUGCUUGUUAUGGCCAGCCAGCAGCAAGAGGCGGAGAUGGGUGAUGCGACCAACCUGGUUAUUGUAUUGGCUGGUGAGCUGCUGAAGAAGGCAGAGGAGUUAAUAAGAAUGGGCCUCAAGACAAGCGAUAUUGUUUUGGGCUACGAAAAGGCACAGCUUGCGGCUCUUGAGACACUGGAGCAAUUGGUAUGCGACAAGGUCGAAGACAUCCGGUCACAAGAUGAGCUCAGCAAAGCGAUCCGCACCGUGGUUGCAGCCAAACAAUCUGGCAGCGAGGACUUCCUUGCCAACCUCGUCGCCGAAGCCGUUCUCGCCGUCCUUCCUAAGAACCCUGCCAACUUCAAUGUCGACACGGCGGAGGAGCAGCAGGUGGAGCAGAUCAUCAAGGAGCUCUACGACUCUGGAAUGCGCGUCGUCGUUGCCGGAUCUACCAUUGGCGAACUGGCACUACACUACCUCAACCGCUACAACAUCCUCGUCAUCAAGGUUCUCUCCAAGUUUGAGCUCCGCCGGUUAUGCAGAGUGGUUGGUGCUACGCCGCUUGCUCGCCUUGGUGCCCCCAUGCCAGACGAGAUGGGCACUAUCGACGUUGUUGAGACCAUGGAGAUUGGUGGUGACCGCGUCACCGUGUUCAGACAAGAGAACGAACAAACAAGGACGGCAACUCUUGUGCUACGUGGUGCCACACAAAACCAUCUCGAUGACGUAGAGCGAGCAAUCGAUGAUGGUGUCAACGUAGUCAAGGCCAUCACGCGCGACGCUCGAUUAGUACCCGGCGCUGGAGCCACUGAGAUGCAACUUGUCGAGAAGAUCAAGGCCAUCGCAGAAAAGACACCGGGCUUGGCACAAUACUCCAUCCGCAAGUAUGCUGAAGCUUUCGAGGUGAUUCCACGAACACUCGCUGAGUCAGCUGGUCUGGACGCGACCGAGGUACUUGCCAAAUUAUACGUUGCACACGCCGCACAGAAGGGCCGGAAAGAUGAUGAGUGGACGGUUGGCGUCGACAUUGAGAAUGAAGAUGGUUCUGGUACCCUGGAUGCCAAGGAGGAGGGUAUUCUGGAUCUGUGGGUCAGCAAGAUGUGGGCCAUCAAGUUGGCGACCGAGGCAGCCAGGACAGUGUUGAGUGUGGAUCAGAUCAUUGUCGCCAGGCAAGCCGGUGGACCCAAGAUGCCAGGAAAGGCACAGCAGGGCAACUGGGACCAGGACGACUAGAGUAGAGUUGCUGGGAGGAAACACACAUAACGACAUGAAAUAGAGUCUAUGCUAUUGCAGCAUGGAAAGAAAUCAACUCUUAUACGUCUCCUC
Messenger RNA from Pyrenophora tritici-repentis Pt-1C-BFP, 1554 nucleotides. Lineage: Eukaryota; Fungi; Ascomycota; Dothideomycetes; Pleosporales; Pleosporaceae. The record is from RefSeq and is a predicted model, not a curated record.